Molecule: messenger RNA, 1671 nt
Organism: Strongyloides ratti
Lineage: Eukaryota; Metazoa; Nematoda; Chromadorea; Rhabditida; Strongyloididae
Product: GRIP domain-containing protein
Exons: 3
Coding region: 1-1671 (556 amino acids)
Source: RefSeq, a predicted model, not a curated record
AUGGGUGAUAAAAAGCAAAAUAUUAAAAUAACAAACAAUCCUUCAUCUGAUGUGGAAUUAUAUAAACAAAAAAUUCAGACAUUGUUACAAGCUUAUAAAGAACAAGAAGAUGAAAAGAGACGCCUUCAAGAGGUAGUUGAAACAAUGAAAAUGGUAACUGUUGAUGAUGAAUCAGUCAAUAAGUUAAGAUCAAUGUUAGCAGAAGGUGAAAAACAACGUUUAAAAAAAGAAAAAAUAUUAUUAGCUGAUAGAAAAGGAUUAUUAGAAAAAUAUAACGAAAGUAGAAAAGAAUUAAAAUUGAUAAAAGAUAAAAUUAAACAGGCAGGUUUGAAUAUUGAUGAUAGUAGUGAUAUAACACUCAAUUUUGAUAAAGUUAAUAACCUGUAUGAAAAAUUUAAAAAUAAAAAAGAAAAUAAUGAUAAUGAUUUAAUAGAAAAUAAUAAAUUAAAUAAUACAAUUCAUAUACAAAAUUUAUUAAUUGAUACAAAGAAAACAUUUGAAACCGAUAGUAAAUCAUUGAAUAAAAAAAUAGAAAAUCUUUACAAAAUAAAUAUUGAAAAGGAUAUUCGUAUAGCUAAUUUAGAAAGUGCAAAUGAAAUAUCAACAUUAAAAGUUGCUGAGUUGGCAAAUGAAAAUACAUCUUACUUAGAAAAAAUAUCAUCUCUAGAGAAAGAAAUAGAACAGUUAAAAAAUAUGACAUCUCAUAGUAGAAAAAAUUCUUUAGUAUCAGAGGAAGAAGAUAAAAGUUUUGAUUUAUGUAAACAAAAACAAAAUUUUGAAAUAAUAGAAAAUAACUUAAAUUAUAACAUUUCAAAUAUUUUUGAAAACGAUAAUAAGUGCCGGACAUCUAUUUGUCACAAAUGCUCUAUCAAUGUGUGCAAAGAAUUGAUAAAAAAAGAUGACUUAGAUAGUAUUUUAAAAGAGAUAACAAAUAUAUCUUUCGAUAUGAUGAAUAUCAAAUCAUAUAUGUUAGAAAAUUUACAAUCAUUUAAAAAAGAAAUUAAUCAUUUACUUUUUAUGUUGAUUGAUGACGCAAAUAGUUUUGUUAAAGAUGUAUAUAAAAAACAAUCAUUAGAAAUAGAAAAAUUUAAAAAAAUAAUAAAAGAACAACGUGAAGAAAUUGAUUUAUUAAAAAAAUAUUCAGAAAUAUGUAAAAUUAAAGGACAAAUCCAAGGAAACAGUAAUAAUUUUGAGAGAAAACGAUCACUAUCAAGAAACUCCUCUACAACAACUGAUUUGUAUUCAUUAAUUAAUGAUAAAAAUAAUCAUCAUCAUAAUGAGAAUGUGAAAUCAAAUUUAACAAAUACUGAAGAGACUGUUCUUGUUCAUCACUAUGUUGAACAAUUAACAAAAAAAGAAAAAAUUCUUGAAAAUAUUCAAAAAGAAUUUGUUUUAUUGGAGGGAAAAUAUAAUGAUUGCCUUAAAGAAAAAUUAGGAGCGCAAAUGGAGUAUGAAUCACAAAUUCAACUUCUUCAAGAUCAAAUUCGUGAUAUACGAGGUUCAACAAAACAAUUACAGGUUAAUGAUUUUCAAUAUAUAAGAAAUGUAUUUAUAAGUUAUUUAAAUACUAGAAGUAAUGAUUUCAUAAGCCGCCGUAAUAUGCUAAAAGCUCUUGGACAAGUAUUAAGUCUUAGCAAUUUAGACCUUCAUAGAAUUGAUACAUUUAAGUAA